Molecule: messenger RNA, 2054 nt
Organism: Perognathus longimembris pacificus (Pacific pocket mouse)
Lineage: Eukaryota; Metazoa; Chordata; Mammalia; Rodentia; Heteromyidae
Gene: Ciart
Product: circadian associated repressor of transcription
Exons: 6
Coding region: 746-1903 (385 amino acids)
Biological process (GO): circadian regulation of gene expression; negative regulation of DNA-templated transcription
Cellular component (GO): nucleus
Molecular function (GO): RNA polymerase II cis-regulatory region sequence-specific DNA binding
Source: RefSeq, a predicted model, not a curated record
UGGGCCGCCGCGACCAGGAGCGGAUACACCGUGCCUCCCGCCCAUGCUCUCACACACGUUGCAGACACAAGUCGCUGACGGCUUCCACGUGUGGCGCUCGUGAGCGGAGGCGCUCGGAGGGGAGGGGGGGCAGAAACCCCGAGAGGCGGAACCGGAGAUCCCACGUCCCCAGGCACGCGCCUCCAGUCGUGCGGCCAUUCUCUGGAGCCUGGCGUCUCCCAAACAUCACCAGUCUAUUUAAGGCCACGGGUUCUGCCCUUUCCCUCCUCCUUCUACUUCUUUUUUUUGUUUGUUUUUUUGCCUCACUCUUUUUGCAAUACUCCCUCCCCCUCCGCCCCCCCAACAUCACCGGGUCCUCUCCCGGAGCCGCAUGUAGGGGCGGGGCACGGAAUGCUUUCCUCCUAACCAAUCAUCACCUUGCUGCUUCUCUAUUGGCCGAGCCCCUGUGCGUUGUAGCAAAUGGCUUGUGAACUUCUGUAUGGAGAGUCAAGUGUUGCCGGCUAAGCGACCAAUGAGGGCGCGAGGUCUGUGUACGCAGGGGGAGGCACGUGCAGGGCCGCACGUGUCUGGGAGGGGGUAGGGGCGGGACCCACGGAGAGUGAGGCGGAGGUGGGUAGACGAGACGGGGAGAGACUGACUGAGAAGCCGCCAGAGACAGAGCCUGACCUGAGCUGAUCGUUACAGUUGCAGGUUCGGAUCUUUGGGUACUUACUACAGGAGCUGCUCUCCAGCCCCUUCUGGACCUAUGGAUUCCCCGUCUAGCGUUUCUUCUUAUUCCUCCUCCUCUCUCUCUCCGUUUUCCACCUCCCCAGUGAACAGUGAUUUUGGUGGUUUCCCCUCUGAUAGUGAGAGGGAGGACAAGGGAGUCCCUGGGCCCAGGCCAGACACUUUGGGGCAGAGGGAAGGUUCCCGGUCCAGUCCGGGACCUAUCCGAUUAAGGCAUCGAACCAAGGGUUCCAGUAACCAACAUACAGCAUCUCACCUGCAACAGCGAGGCUUGGCUACUCCUAUGUCAGGAUCUGGGGUCAAAAGAUCAAGACCCGGCGAAUUGGAGACAAGUCUGAACACCCAGAGUUGUACCACAGAGGGAGACCUUCUCUUUGCUCAGAAGUGUAAAGAGCUCCAAGGAUUCAUACGCCCCCUCACAGACCUACUGAAUGGGCUGAAGAUGGGCCGCUAUGAGAGAGGAUUGAGCAGUUUCCAGCAGAGUGUGGCCAUGGACAGGAUCCAGCGAAUUGUAGGUGUUUUGCAGAAGCCUCAGAUGGGGGAGCGUUAUCUAGGAACCCUGCUACAAGUUGAAGGAAUGUUAAAGACUUGGUUUCCUCAUAUAACUUCCCAGAAGUCAUCACUGAGAAGCAGCAGGCACCAGAGAACAAAGCAUUUUCCCAGCCAUCGCAGAGAUUCAGCUGCUUCCUCUCCGGCACCUCCCAUGGAGAAGAUGGGUCAGACACAGCUGGGACAUUUCAUUUUGAAACCAAAGCAGCCUUGGCAUGUUACUGAAUGGCCAGCUAUGAACCUCACCUGGAUUCACACCACUCCGAUUUGUAAUCCCCCUCUAAGUUCCCCAGGUACCACCUCCUUCAGCAAUGGUCCCUUAGGCAGUGGAACCAGCAUUGGUGUCAUCCUUUUCCUCCAACAUGGAAUGCAGCCAUUCACCUAUUCUGCCCCAGCCACUCCAGUGCCACCUACUACAGUGCCUCCUGCUGUUCCUGGUGAUCUUAAGAAACUAUCUGGAGAGGGCCCUCGUUGUCACAGCUUGCCAGGAACUCUGUCAUCAGAUUGGAGCCGCCCCCUCUCACCUCCUGGUCCACCCACCGUAGCCAGAGAGAUGACUAUGGGACACCUAGAGGUGCAGAUGAGAAGCUCUCCAAUUGCUCCCAAGGCUCAUCUCCUCAGCUCCUAACCCAGGAUAUGCACCUGUCCCGUGUGAUUGUGUAAAUCUAUGUAUUUUUUACUUCUAAUGUAUGUAUUUGUGUUGAGGGUAGAGAAAUCCUUUCUGAUUAAAGUUGUAUUUUUUUUUUUACUCAACUACUUUGGGAUUGAAAACUUUGUCU